GAUGAAGGGGAGAGCGAAAUGAAAAGGGUAAUGGAGAGAGGGAGAUGGGAUCGGAGGCUAGGAGAGAAGAGAUUGCAAUAUUAGAUCUGACAAACAGUCCAAACUGACUCAUAAUCCAAACUGACUCUUAAUUAUAUCUGAUUCUUUCUUUCAUCCUGAUGCCCCUCAUCGUCCUCAUGUCCCCUCCUUAAUUUCUCCUUUUUCUUUUCCUUUAAACUCUUUCCAAUUCUCUCUCUCAUUAUCCCCUGUGUGGGUGCAGGGCACAACUUCAAUGUCACCCGCUUCUUCAAGGAGUCUCUAAACCUUCCUCUUUUUCUCCCUGUCCCUCAUGUCCACCUCAUUUUUACCCCGUCCCUGCACCUCUCCAACCCCUCCAACGUGCCCCUUGAGUCCCGGUACUCUCGCCCCGUACAGCUGAUCAGAGAUGGCCAGAUUGUGGACCAGGACCCCCGGUACUGGGGCCUCCUCUCUCUGGGGAGAAACGGGACUGUCAACGAGGUGGUCAUCACCAGGCUGAGUGCAAAGCAUGAUGGGAUGUAUGAGAUCCGAGAUCAGGGCGGCAACCUAGUGUCGUCCACCAUUCUCCAUGUGGUCGAUAAGACUGCUAGAUGGAGAGCAGUUCUCAAGUCCAUCAGCGUUCCUUCUGGCAUGUUUGUGACUUUGGCUGGUUUCAUCCUAUUUAUGAAGCGCUACCCUAACUGCAGCCUCACAAUGAUAAUCCGAGGCCUAAGAGGUCACCAUACACCGGCAUCUAACCUUCCAAGAGUCAAUGUCCAGGACUACAGUCUACCCAGCCUCCAGCCCUCUGGCAUUCACAGUCAUUCAAAGCAGAUUGUAAUGCCAAAAAUGUGGAGCCCCAGACCUACACAUUCGGGUUACAUUCCUGUCAUGGACAGUGCACCACAGCCCUCCCCUGAGCCAGUGAGAACAGCGAGACAACAGGAGACAGCUAGACUUAGAGUUGAGACUGCCACUACUCACACUCCUAGUGACGAGGAGACUGCUGACGGAGAGAGGGAGAUCUCCUUUUCCAUCGCUGGCACCUCAGACUGCCUCCACUCACCUGAAGACUGCUUUCAGUUCCAGAUAAAGAAAGAGGGAGACAAGGAGAGCAAAGCAAAAGACUACUUCUCCACACUUCCACUGGACACAGAUACCUUGGAGACUUGCAGCGUCUACACUUCUGAAAAACUCAACUUCUUAUAGAGCAUAGAGAAGAGGCGUGAAUGGAGGUAAAGAAAGUGCGGGAGGAGAGAAAAUAGUGGAGGGCGAUAUGAUUAAACUGUUCACGGGUGAUAUUGUAAUUAUAGUGCCUUCGCUUUCAGAACCCUAUUUGGAUCUGUUUGGGUAUUGCAUAUUACUUCAUAUAAUUUCUUUAUGAUCAUGUUGUUACGCACGCUUCUAGGAAGAGGGAACGCAACACCCUGCUACAACUCAACUCCCCGUGAAGUGAGAGUUAUGGACUGUAGGCGUGAGAAAGGACGACAAAAAGGCAGAAUUGACCGUUUACUAGGAUUUUAUUCCUUUACACGGUAAUAUGGGGAAAAGGGGCUGGACGGAACCAAAGCAAAGAAAGUAAAAUGUCAAAGCCCCCCUCUCUCACCUGCCUACCCACUACCUACCUAACUUAGCACCACCUGGUGCACUAACUAAAAUACAGGGGGUGGUCCGCCCAGGUCUUACCUAGUGUGCCUAGACAGUGAAUAUACUACGGGUAUAUGUAUGCCCGCAGGCCUCUUGCCUAAGCACUCCCUAGGUGCCUUCCCCUUCCCCCCUGGGAACAAAUGAAACAGAAUAUCAAACAAUUACUCAAACAAACUAAUAAACAAAAGACAUCAAAUAAGCUCUAGCUGAGCAACAAUCUCACACGGAACAUACCAACUGCUCCCAGCAACAACUAACACAGUACAUACCAACAACCAACAUGCUAUGACCCUCUGCCAUCAACCUCCUCUCUCAGCAAUGAUCUAUAUAACAUUCAAUCUCAGCCUGCAAUGAUCUCAGCCUGCAAUGAUCUCAGCCUGCAAUGAUCUCAGCCUGCAAUGAUCUCAGCCUGCAAUGAUCUCAGCCUGCAAUGAUCUCAGCCUGCAAUGAUCUCAGCCUGCAAUGAUCUCAGCCUGCAAUGAUCUCAGCCUGCAAUGAUCUCAGCCUGCAAUGAUCUCAGCCUGCAAUGAUCUCAGCCUGCAAUGAUCUCAGCCUGCAAUGAUCUCAGCCUGCAAUGAUCUCAGCCUGCAAUGAUCUCAGCCUGCAAUGAUCUCAGCCUGCAAUGAUCUCAGCCUGCAAUGAUCUCAGCCUGCAAUGAUCUCAGCCUGCAAUGAUCUCAGCCUGCAAUGAUCUCAGCCUGCAAUGAUCUCAGCCUGCAAUGAUCUCAGCCUGCAAUGAUCUCAGCCUGCAAUGAUCUCAGCCUGCAAUGAUCUCAGCCUGCAAUGAUCUCAGCCUGCAAUGAUCUCAGCCUGCAAUGAUCUCAGCCUGCAAUGAUCUCAGCCUGCAAUGAUCUCACUCUUCUGACCAACAGAACCCUGGCUUUUAUAGCUUCAGAAGGCAUUGUUAAUUGGAGACAGCUGCGUCUUGACGAGGGGGCGGGGUGAGCUCUCCAAUCAUCAAUUUGGGCCGACCAAUCAGCUGCCUGGGGAGAAUUUCAGGAAGCCAUCUCCUGAAACACACACACUCAAAUACAAACUACAACACAGAAACUGGGGAACGUAACACAUGUCAUUAUCAUUCCUUUUAAGAAUGAGAUGAGCAAUAUCCUCCAUUUUGGCAUAUCACUCCUUUGUACAACUGGAUAGGUAAUGUUUCCAAAAAUCAACCUGCCGAUUACUUUGUGCUACCUACCAAGGAACCCUCAGGACCACACAUUUAAACCUGUACUGUAAGCUAUAGGUGACUGUAUAUAUGUGUAAAUAUAUGGAAGUUAUGUUAGGAUGGAGAAGAGAUGUCAACGUUAAAGAAGAGAUGAGGAAUUGUCAGAUUUUGUAAUAGAAUAUGGGAAUUGCCUCUCAAUUUAACAGUAUAUCUAACUGCAUGUGUUACCUACUAUUAAACAAGUAAAUUAACACAAAAUAAUAAAAAUAAACUUUUAUUAGAUUACAUAUCUUUACAUAACAUAUACGUUGUUUGCGAAUGCCAUAAAAUGGUGUACAUGAUUAAAUUACUGUUACAUUAUUUCACAAGGUAUUCACAUUGUCAUUGAGGUUUUAUAGAAUGGACUAUAAUAUGUUUGAAGUCAUAUACCUUUCCCAAUGUUUUGUGUAUUAACGUAUCAUUGGUUUGUUAGUCAAGUAAUGAAUGAAGCUCGAGAAAAUAAAAGGAAUUAAAUCUA
Salvelinus fontinalis (brook trout) is the source of this 3322-nucleotide messenger RNA. RefSeq lists its product as uncharacterized. The transcript is spliced from 5 exons. The coding region runs from base 535 to 1206 and encodes 223 amino acids. NCBI's taxonomy places the organism in Eukaryota, Metazoa, Chordata, Actinopteri, Salmoniformes, Salmonidae. The record is from RefSeq and is a predicted model, not a curated record.